AUGCGAUACCGUGAGAGUCACUACUCUAGCCCGAAAGCCUCACAAGGAACGAACGGGAUAUACCUCAUGAUGAGUCGAAACCCAACGUCUUCCUUCUCACCAAAGAUCGGACAACUCAUCGAGCAAAACCCAAAUUGUGGACUGCGCGACAGCUCAAAAAACAACCGCCAUGUAUCGCACAAAGCUGACCACGAUGAUGAAUGUAGAUUCGAGCUCUUCCUGCUAGACGAAGGUCAGCAAAAGGUUGAGGAGAAAGCAGAGACCCGCGUCCCGAACACCGCCGUCUUCACCUUCAACAAAGAAGACCACACCCUCGGCAACCUCCUCUCGCAGCGUCUCCUCAAGAACCCCGCCGUCAUGUUCGCCGCGUACAAAGUCCCCCACCCACUCUUCGCUACCUUUGAACUCCGCGUCCAGACCGAUGGCACCAUUACACCCAAGGAAGCUGUUAUGGCUACUUGUAAACUGGUUAUCCAGGACUUGUCCAAAUUGAACGAAAGCUUCCAGACUGAGUGGCUGGGCAAGAGGAUUGUGUCCGAGGGUGAGGCGGAGAGGCAGCAGAGGGAGCAGAACAACUUCUAG
This is a messenger RNA of Alternaria postmessia, 582 nucleotides long. RefSeq lists its product as uncharacterized. The coding region runs from base 1 to 582 and encodes 193 amino acids. The transcript has 2 exons. Lineage: Eukaryota; Fungi; Ascomycota; Dothideomycetes; Pleosporales; Pleosporaceae. Gene Ontology annotation, biological process: transcription by RNA polymerase II. Gene Ontology annotation, molecular function: DNA binding; protein dimerization activity. Gene Ontology annotation, cellular component: RNA polymerase II, core complex. The record is from RefSeq and is a predicted model, not a curated record.